This is a messenger RNA of Aspergillus steynii IBT 23096, 1054 nucleotides long. It is a transcript of the gene gpdA, whose product is annotated as glyceraldehyde 3-phosphate dehydrogenase GpdA. Bases 44 to 1054 code for a protein of 336 amino acids. Gene Ontology annotation, molecular function: NADP binding; NAD binding; oxidoreductase activity, acting on the aldehyde or oxo group of donors, NAD or NADP as acceptor. Gene Ontology annotation, biological process: glucose metabolic process. The transcript is spliced from 8 exons. The record is from RefSeq and is a predicted model, not a curated record. Lineage: Eukaryota; Fungi; Ascomycota; Eurotiomycetes; Eurotiales; Aspergillaceae.
GUCUCCCACAUUUCUCUCCCAUACUUAAAACACCACCAUCACAAUGGCCACCAAGGUUGGAAUCAACGGCUUCGGUCGUAUCGGUCGUAUUGUCUUCCGUAACGCCGUCUCUCGCGACGACGUCGAGGUUGUUGCCGUCAACGACCCCUUCAUCGAGGUCCACUAUGCUGCCUACAUGCUCAAGUACGACAGCACCCACGGCCGGUUCCAGGGUACCGUCGAGACCUACGACCAGGGCCUGGUUGUCAACGGCAAGAAGGUUCAGUUCUUCGCCGAGAAGGACCCCGCUGCCAUCCCCUGGGGCAAGGCCGGUGCUUCCUACAUCGUCGAGUCCACCGGUGUCUUCACCACCACCGAGAAGGCCGGCGCUCACUUGAAGGGCGGUGCCAAGAAGGUUGUCAUCUCCGCUCCCUCCGCCGACGCCCCCAUGUUCGUCAUGGGUGUCAACCACGAGAGCUACAAGACCGACGUCAACGUCCUCUCCAACGCCUCUUGCACCACCAACUGCUUGGCUCCCCUCGCCAAGGUCAUCAACGACCAGUUCGGUAUCGUUGAGGGUCUCAUGACCACCGUCCACUCCUACACCGCCACCCAGAAGGUUGUCGACGCUCCCUCCGGCAAGGACUGGAGAGGUGGCCGUACUGCCGCUCAGAACAUCAUCCCCAGCUCCACUGGUGCUGCCAAGGCUGUCGGCAAGGUCAUCCCCGCCCUCAACGGCAAGCUCACCGGUAUGGCCAUGCGUGUGCCUACCGCCAACGUCUCCGUUGUCGACCUGACCUGCCGCACCGAGAAGGCCGUCACCUACGACCAGAUCAAGGAGGCCAUCAAGACCGCCUCCGAGGGCCAGCUCAAGGGCAUCCUCGGAUACACUGAGGACGACAUCGUCUCUUCCGACCUGAACGGUGACAGCCACUCCUCCAUCUUCGAUGCCAAGGCCGGUAUCGCCCUUAACGAGCACUUCAUCAAGCUUGUCUCGUGGUACGACAACGAGUGGGGUUACUCCCGCCGUGUCGUCGACCUCAUCAGCUACAUCUCCAAGGUCGACGGCCAGUAG